UUUUAUCACUGCAGCAUCAGUGCAGAGCAGUAGCCUUAUUGCCUCACUGGAUAGCAUAACAGAAACAGAGAGAAAGCGAGAGAGAGAGAGAGAGCAAGAAAGAGGGCGGGACACAGAUACAUAGAGACUGAGAGAGCUGUGGAAGUAGAACUGUUGGGAGUGAGAGAGAGAGAGAGUGGCAGAAAAAUAGAGAAAGAGAGAGAGGACCUAAAAAGCCAUCACAGACCAUCACCCCACCUGAGAAGCUACCCAGAAACACCGAUAGGGCGUGGACCCACCACAGGCAGACAAAUUUACUGUCCAACAGAGACACAAGCCCAUUUCACCUUGCCCUUGAGAAAGGGUUUGUGGGACAAGUGUGUGUGCUUGUGUGUGUGUGUGUGUGUGUGUAGGUUAGCACACGUGAGUGUGUGUAUUUGUGUGUGUAAGAGAGAGUUUGUGCGUCUGGGUACAUGCAUCUGACUGGGAGGAGUGGUUGAACCAUGCCUCCAGCGCAGUGUCAGCAAAGAAGCUGUAGGGGGCAGCGGAGCGCCCUCAGCCAUCAGCACCAACUCCUCCGCCUGCUCUUCCUCGUCAUGGCGACGAGCUCUGUCCAGGGCUUCAUCGAUAUCCCCAAAGGCUACAAUAGGGGAUACAUGAGUAGUCCUCCUGUCAUCACAAAGCAGCCUACAUCAGUCUUAGCGUUCAGUCCAGAGGACAUCACUCUGUGCUGUACAGCAUCAGGCACACCUGAACCAAGCUAUCGUUGGGUGAAGGAUGGAGCACUGUUUGCAGAGCUGGAGGAUGAUGGGACUUUGGUAGCGAACAAGUCUCUGUCAUUGGACGACUAUCAGGGAGACUAUCGCUGCUAUGCCUCCAAUGUACUGGGUACAGCAGUGUCUGACCUGGUUACAGUCACAGCAGGCUACAUCCCAAGUCUGUAUAAAGAACAGCAGCAGACGUUUCGUAAGGUGGAGGGAGAGAGUCUGGUGAUGCCGUGUGACCCCCCACCCGACUCUCCCCCACACAAGAUCUACUGGAUGGACAAUGACAUCAAGCACAUCGAAAUGAGUGAUCGAGUCACCCCUGGUCUAGACGGCUACCUCUACUUUGCCAACGUGGUGCCUAGUGAUAAUCGAAGCGACUACACCUGUAACGUUCGCUUUCGCCAACACAUGAUCUCCAAGGAGCCAAUCACUCUCAAAGUGAACCGUAAUGCUUUGGUGGAAGAGCGCAAGCCUCACAUCGCAAGGCCAGCAAAAUCCUACAGCAGUUACACAGUUCUCAGGGGACAGAGCUUCAAUCUGGAGUGCAUCCCCUACGGGCUGCCCACGCCAACUGUUACCUGGAAACGAACCAGGAACAGUAACCAGGAACAGCCCCUCAACACCAAAAACUAUGGCAGGUGGCUGCACUUUGAGAAAAUCUCUGAGAGUGACGAUGGCGAAUAUGAGUGCAUCGCCCAGAACUCCGCUGGAUCCGCCUCACACACAUACUUCCUCACAGUGGAAGCGGCCCCACACUUCACGAAGCAGACCCAGAAUCUGCUGUACGCCCCUGGGGAGACAGUGCGUCUGGAGUGCCAGGCUGAGGGCAUUCCCACACCAGAGGUCACCUGGAGAAUAAACGGAGUACCCAUCUCUGAUGUUGAUGAGCCUCGGCGCAAGGUCACCAAAGGCGUGCUCAUCCUGACUGAAGCGAAGUACAGUGACACCGCUGUGUACCAGUGUGAAGCUGUCAACAGACACGGCAUCACCCUCAUCAACACCUACAUUCAUGUCAUUGAGCUGGCUCCUCAAAUUCUGACUGAGGACAACAAGAAGUACAUGAUGGUGAAGGGGAAGACAGCCAGCCUGGAGUGCAACGCUUUUGGUUCCCCUCGGCCUGGAGUGCUCUGGGAAGAUCCGAGGAUGGAGCAGGCCCAGUCCCACUCCAGGAUCUCUCAGACGGUGGAGGGGACCCUCAGGAUCACUGAUGUCAGUGCAGCAGACAGCGGCCUCUACACCUGCAGCGUCCUCAAGAGCAACCUGUCUAUCAGCGCCAUUCUGGAGGUCUUGAAUCAAACAGAGAUUGUUAUCCCUCCAGAAGAUCAGAGAGUGAAGAGUGGAAAAGACGCCAUGUUGACGUGCACAUUUCAGGUUGACCCACGAUUGGACAGUCCAGAUUUGCUGCGCUGGUUGAAAAAUGGUGAAGAUAUCUUAGAAAGUGCACAAAAUGACAAAUACACCAUUUUUCCGGAUGGUUCUCUUAAAAUCACCAGCAUAUCUUUAGAUGAUGCUGGCAGCUACACCUGCGAGGUGUCAACACCCCUCGAUGCAGAAAAAGCCACCGCCUCAAUUACUGUCGUGGACAAACCCUCUCCACCAAUUGAUUUGAAGGUAUUUGACCAGACUAACCGAAGUCUCUCCCUGAGCUGGACCCCAGGGCGGGACAAUAACAGCCCUGUGACAGAAUACUGCAUCGAGAUGAAUGAGGAAAAGCAUGGUGAUAGCCACACGUGGGAGGAAGUGAAGCGUAUCGAAGCUGACAUCAACAAGCUUGAGGUCCCACUGCGACCGUACGGCACCUACCGCUUCCGUGUCAUCGCAGUGAAUGAAAUUGGAAGGAGCCACCCAAGUCACGCCUCAGGGGCCUACACUACUCCUCCAGCCAUUCCAGAACACUUCCCUAAACAUGUUAAGAGUGCAUCGACCGAUCCUGACAAACUGGUCAUCACUUGGGAGGAAAUGGACAAACGGGACCAUUAUGGCCCUGACUUUAAGUACAAAGUGUUCUGGAGACAGUCUGUGGGAAACGGACCCGAUUGGCACCACCAGGAGGUUUCAGACAACCACUUUGUGGUCAACAACACAAAGACCUUUACACCAUUCGAGAUUAAAGUGCAGGCCGUCAACCAGCUCGGCCCAGGCCCAGAAUCUCCACCACGCAUUGGUCACUCUGGAGAGGACAUCCCCCUGGAAGCCCCCGCGGGUGUCACAGUGGACGCGCUGAAUGGCAAAUCCGUCUCUGUGAAGUGGAACCCUGUGAAUCGUGAAUCUGUGCGAGGACAUCUCCUUGGAUACAAGAUUCAUGUCAAGAGAGUGGGCACGCAUGGUGCACAGAGGCGCAGGAUGCUGGAGAUGGGGCUGCGGCUAGAGAGGCACGUGGAUGUCGAGGAGGAAGUGGAGGAGAAGGACAGAAUACUGGUGGUCCACGGAACCAAGACCGAGGAGACAGUGACCGGCCUCCAGUUCUACUCCUCGUACGAGCUGACUGUGACAGCUUUCAACAACAAGGGAGAGGGACCUCACUCGAAGGCCACAGCCUUUAAGACACCAGAGGGAGCUCCAGGGCCGCCCAUCUUCCUGGAGUUUGACAGCCCAUCUGAGUCUGAGCUCACCCUAAACUGGCGUCCUCCACUCAAGCCCAACGGGAUUCUGACUGGUUACCGCCUGCAGUAUGGGGAGAUUGUGGAUGCAAAUGGCAGCACUCCUGAGAUGCAAGACUUUGACAUUCCUGACCCCAAAAAGACAGACAUUACAGUGAUAGAGCUAAACCCCCAGCGAUCCUAUUACUUCUACCUGCAAGGACGUACUGCUGCUGGACUUGGAGAGGCCACCAAAGUGAAGGGUGCCACCUUGCUGGAUGGAGUUCCUCCAACCAUCAUCAACGUGACGGUUGCUGACACCUAUGCCAACCUGAGCUGGGUGCCCGGCGAGAGGCACCGCAACAUCGGCUUUCAAAUCCAAUUCCUUCAGAAGAGUGCUGGCAGAGAUUGGGAGAUUUCAGAACAGGUCAACACCCAUCAGGGCUUUUACCAGCUGACCAACCUACAGCCAGGGACUGGUUAUCACCUGCGGGCCACGCUUAACAACUUCACCUAUUGGGAGGGCAGUGCCCUGACCAGCGGGCCAGGUAGUAAACUGAUAAAUACUGAUGCCAUUUUUCUGCCGUUUCUGCAGAAGUUCUGAGAAUCCUCACACAGUCAUAUGUGCUCUGUUCU
Alosa alosa (allis shad) is the source of this 3961-nucleotide messenger RNA. RefSeq names its product neural cell adhesion molecule L1.1-like. The record is from RefSeq and is a predicted model, not a curated record. The transcript is spliced from 25 exons. NCBI's taxonomy places the organism in Eukaryota, Metazoa, Chordata, Actinopteri, Clupeiformes, Clupeidae. Gene Ontology annotation, molecular function: protein binding. Bases 483 to 3929 code for a protein of 1148 amino acids. Gene Ontology annotation, biological process: cell-cell adhesion.